ACUCAUGAAGAUAAACUAAUACAUGAAGAAGUUGAAAUACAUUCAAAGAAAAAUGAGAUGCCCAAAAGGACUAACCUAAACAAAAAACAAGGGUGUAUUCAAAUAAAAGAUCUCUGGACAACAAUAAGGAAAUUGUCACUUCAGGAAAAUGCAGGGUUUAAAGAAGAGUACAUGGAGAUUCCUAAAGGUGAAUUACAUUCAUGUGAAGUUGGACAAAGAGAAGAAAACAAAGAUAAAAACAGAUACACGACGACAUUUCCCUACGAUCAUACUCGUGUCAUUCUACAGGAAUCUAGCAAGAACAAUAGUUAUAUCAAUGCUAACUACAUUAAGGACCUUUCUGGAGAAAAGAAAUAUAUUGCUACCCAAGGCCCAAAAAAGAAAACAAUAAUUGACUUUUGGGAAAUGGUAUGGCAAGAAGAAGUUACAACGAUUGUUUGCUUGACAAAUCUGAAAGAAGGGACAAGGGAAAAAUGUAAACAAUAUUGGCCAAACAAAAGUGAAAAAAUCCAACACGGACACUUUACAAUUCGUAACAAUGAAGAAAAGUCAUAUGCAAAUCAUGUGACGAGGAAAUUUCAUGUACAAAAUGUUGCUGAAAACAAAGAGAGAAACGUGCGGAUGUUUCAGUACACCCAGUGGACUGACCAUGGGGUUCCUGAAGCUAUAAACCUUGUCAUUUUCCAUCGGCAUUUCCUGAGAUCGGUUUCAGGGAAUUCUAUUCAAUCUAUCAUUUUAGUACACUGCAGUGCUGGCAUUGGGAGAACGGGUACCUUUAUAGCUUUGGACGCCCUCUACCGGGACGGUCUGACUUCAGGGUCUGUAAAUGUACAGGAAUAUGUAUCACAAAUGCGUCAUGACAGGAUGAACAUGGUACAAGGAGAGGAUCAAUAUAAAAUGGUGUAUGCUGCUUUAUAUGAAUCCUUCAGGGGAGAUUUACGACCUGUUGAUGCUGAGACUUUCCUUUCACAAUAUCAAAACUCCUCUUGUUACGUCAACCUUGGAGAGGUAGCGAAUAAGAAAACACCUGUGGAAGAUCAGUUUAAGGAACUUAGCUCUCUGAAUCCACACAAGACUGCAAAAUAUGGCAAAUCUGGACAUACAAAUUUAGGUGCCAGUUUUACUGACUCUGACGAGGAAAUGUCAGGUGAGAAAUAUAAGUGCUACGUGCUCUCCGACGAUGAAAAACCAGUACACUAUAAUGCUGUUGUUUUGCAGAGUUUUACUAAACCUGACGGAAUUAUAAGUGCCUCAUACCCAGCUGAGAAUCAAUGUGAAGAUUUUCUUUACGUGGUACGAGGGAGUGGGGCAUCUACAGUAGUUUUUCUAGGGCAACUUUCAGACAUAUCCUCGACGAAAUUCUGGUUUCCAACUAAGAAUGAGACUAAGGUCGUUGGCAGUUUCACAGUAAAAAUGAGAAUCUGUACUCCCUCUGAUUCUUUCACGAAAACAAAUAUCAUCAUACAGAAAAAGGGCUUUAAAGAUAUAGCUGUUUCUGUUCUGGAAUGCAACUUUUGGAGGGAGGACACCAUUACUGCUGAUUGUCAAAAGGUUCUGGAUGUUAUCGCAGAAGCCAGACUUGAAGAGACUACCCAUCCGAAUAGUAGACUACUAGUUCUGUCAAGUGAUGGUGCAAAACGUUGCGGUCCAUUUUGUGUUGCUUACAACGCAAUUGAGCAACUCAUCCUUGACAAAGAGGUUGAUAUCUUCACAGCAACACGACUGAUACAAAUCCGUAGGCCUGACAUGGUAUCAACUACUGAGGAAUUCCAAUUCUGUCAUGAUCUUAUAGCGGAGUAUCUACAGAAUCAUAUGGUUUAUGCCAACUAUUCAAGCUAGUUUGAAACCCCUGCUUCUUGGGAAUUAAAUGAACAUAUUUUUUACUUGAUUAUUUAUUGAUUAAAUUGCUAAAUUACUUUCAAGAAUUAUUUUGUUUCAUCUUUAUAUAAGGUCUGCUUGUAUAUGGUAGUAAGUCAAAUUUCAC
Molecule: messenger RNA, 1984 nt
Organism: Saccostrea cuccullata (small rock oyster)
Lineage: Eukaryota; Metazoa; Mollusca; Bivalvia; Ostreida; Ostreidae
Product: receptor-type tyrosine-protein phosphatase alpha-like
Exons: 17
Coding region: 58-1839 (593 amino acids)
Biological process (GO): protein dephosphorylation
Molecular function (GO): protein tyrosine phosphatase activity
Source: RefSeq, a predicted model, not a curated record